GGUCUUCCUUUAGAAAAGGGCUAAAAGCCUAAAAAGCUAAAAAAACCUCUUACUUACAUGAUAUCCCCUCAUGAGCAGCAACAGCAGCAACUCGAGGACUCUGUUACAGCAGGGAAUGGUAUUUCCAUUAGUGAAGCUAGGAUCCCUAGCGUUACGAACCAUCUGCAAACCCAUCGCUAAUAGCCUCAAAAAACAAGCUGGAAUCAGCCCUGGAUUCCGUCAAUUCAUCGUCAACAUUGCCCAGGCGAAUCAUAGGUUUACGACAAAGUUGCAAAGACAUGCUUCUGGUCGUGUAACUGAUGCGGUUAUUAGGCCUUUGAACGAAGAGAGAGCUGUUCAAGCCGCUGCUGAUCUUCUUGGGGAACUCUUUGCCUUCUCGGUUGCAGGGGCGGCUCUUGUCUAUGAGGUGCAGAGAAACGCCAGAGGAGAAGCUAGAAAAGAAGAGAAGCGACAAGAAGAACUACAGGAGUUCAGACUCAGACAUAAGAAGAUGGAGAAGGAAGUGGAAGAGAUGAACCAAAGGAUCUUCAUGAUCUCUGAAGCUCUUACUAAACAACAACUCGCUGAAGAAGAAGCUCUUUCUAAACAAAGAGCUCUAGCUGCCGAAGAGCUUUCUAAACAAAGAAAAUCUGCAGAAGAGGUUUCUAAACCAAGAGGACUCGCUUGGCUCUACAGUUUCGUUUAUUGUGGGAGUGCUCCUGAGAAGGAGAGCUAAAGAUACAAAACCCUUGCCCUCUUCAGCUUUUGCUUGUAAUAUAGUUUCUAUCUUUCUGAUAUAACCAGAUUAGUUAAUUGCAGAAGAGAAAGAGACAUGUGUUUGUUUAGGCUUCCAACAAUUAUCUCAUAAACCCCCAAAUUCUUAGUCUAGAGGAUGUCCUUGAUUAUGACAUGGUCAAUAACUUUUUCUCACUAUGAAGACCCUGUUGUAUAUUUUCUUUUCUUUUUUUCUUAAAUGGAUUUAUUGGUUUAUUGA
Molecule: messenger RNA, 973 nt
Organism: Raphanus sativus (radish)
Lineage: Eukaryota; Viridiplantae; Streptophyta; Magnoliopsida; Brassicales; Brassicaceae
Exons: 4
Coding region: 71-715 (214 amino acids)
Biological process (GO): regulation of lipid metabolic process
Cellular component (GO): mitochondrion
Source: RefSeq, a predicted model, not a curated record